Microthlaspi erraticum is the source of this 609-nucleotide messenger RNA. Lineage: Eukaryota; Viridiplantae; Streptophyta; Magnoliopsida; Brassicales; Brassicaceae. The record is from the annotation of a GenBank genome assembly.
AUGACCUGUUCUUUCUGUAAUGCAUUAGUUUGGAAAGGUGAGGCUAUAGGGAGACCAACCCAUUCAUCGAGGAAGCUUUUCGCCAUAUGCUGUCAACAAGGGCGUGUAAAACUGCCACCAGUUAAAGAGCCACCGUCAUCGCUUAAGGAACUAAUAGAUACACCAACUUACCGCAAACACAACCGCCUCCUCAACUCGCUCCUAGCCUUCACCUCAAUGGGAGCUAAAAUUGACCACACAGUUACGGGAACACCGGGACCAUUUACGUUCAGCGUCCAUGGCCAGAACCACCACCGGAUGGGAUCCCUUUUGCCAGCAGAUGGGAAACCACCACAGUUUCUCCAGCUAUACAUCUACGAUACAGCCAAUGAAGUAGAGAACCGAAUGAAAUCCAUGAGCCGUGGAGAGUCUAAAGUUAAGGUUGAUGAGAAGAUACUCGAGCAACUCAUCAAGAUGCUGGAUUUAAAUAACCAUCUUGCUCAGACCUUCCGACAUGCGAGGGAUCGUUAUGAAUCAGGAACUGGAGAGGAAUUUAACAUAAGGUUGAUUAGUCAGAAACAGCGUGGAAGACAAUACGAUUUACCAAGUGCAAUGAGAUUGUCGGCCUAA